AUGAUACACCUCGACACGAAGAGCCUCACCAUCAUGGCGAGAAGGAGUUGCCGACACAGCUUCAUCUACUUCCCCGCCAUCCCCUUCCUUGCCCACGACCUGAACGUCAGCAUCGAGAUCAACUUCAGCGUCACCGCGUACCUGAUCGCCUCGGGCGUCUUUCCCUCAAUAAACGGUAGCGCAGCGGGUCGAUAUGGACGACGUCCGGUGUUCAUCGCCACCCUUGCAAUGUAUGUAGCUGUUAACGUUGGACUGGCGCUCCAGAGGUCACUCGCGGCGCUUAUUUCCCUGCGCAUGCUCCAAAGCGCGGCGAUCUCGGGGUCAUUUGCGUUUGCGUAUGGGGUUUUGGGGAUUAACUUGAACACACCACCGAGCGUGGCCCCUAUGAUCAGUGGUCUCCUUCUGAUAAAGUGGAACUGGUCUUCAAUCUUCUGGUUCCUCUCGAUAUUCUCAUGCGCCGUCUUGCUAGCCGUCCUCUUUUUGCUUCCCGAGACUUGCCGAGCAAUCGUAGGAAAUGGCAGCACACGGCCGCCUCGUAUCGUCAACCGAGCGAUACUCCCAAUUCUGCGUCCACCAUGGAGCGAAGUUGUCACCACCACUGGCCUCGCAAGCCCAGAUUCGUCAAAGGACAAAACCAGGAAACCGAAAGCAACAGCCAAUCCCCUCACCGGCCUUUCCCUCCUCAAGCACCACGGCACAUUGCUCUCCAUAAUCUGCUAUGCAAUCUACUACACCGUCUACUCCUGCCUACAAGCCUCGCUCUCCACCAUCUUCGUCGAGAAGUACCACGUCACCGGCCUCGUUUCGGGACUGAUCUACAUCCCCUUUGGUGUAUCUUGCGUCAUCGCUUGUUCUCUGACCGACAAGUUGCUCGACCACGACUACCGGCGCACGGCAAAAGCGCUGGGAGUGACCGUUGACCAGAGGAGAGGUGAUGAUCUGGCGGAAUUUCCGAUUGAAUAUGCCAGACUGAGGACAUGUAAGUGGAUCACGGCGGUUUGUGGGCCGCUGAUAGUCGGUUAUGGGUGGGCGUUGCAAGGAAGGGCGAGUAUGGCGGUGCCGUUGGUGUUGCAGUUUUUAAUUGGGUUUACGAACCAGGUGAACUUUACCUCGCUCAACGCCCUUCUGGUGGAUUAUCACUCCGAUCAGUCAUCGACAAUACAAGCCGUCAAUAACUUGUUUCGGUGCGAGCUGGCAGCUGGCGAACUCGCGAUGUUGGAUGUGAUAUUGAGGAAACUGGGGCCGGGGAGGACGUUUGUCAUUUUUGCGGCGCUGCAUAUGGCGACGCUUCCGGGGUUGUGGGUGUUGGAGCGGUACGGAUUGGGGUGGAGGAAGGCGGAACGGGAGAAGAAGAAAAACGAGGAGAAAGAACAGGGGUGA
Molecule: messenger RNA, 1380 nt
Organism: Sordaria macrospora k-hell
Lineage: Eukaryota; Fungi; Ascomycota; Sordariomycetes; Sordariales; Sordariaceae
Biological process (GO): transmembrane transport
Cellular component (GO): plasma membrane
Molecular function (GO): transmembrane transporter activity
Source: RefSeq, a predicted model, not a curated record